AUGAAAUCAAGGGGAAUUGAAUAUGUCCAAAUUUAUUGUGUUGAUAAUAUUUUGGUGAAAUUACCAGAUCUUCAUUUCAUUGGCUUUUGUAUUGAGAACAAUGCGGACUGCGCCGCUCAAGUAGUUCAAAAAUUUGACCCAGAAGAAUCUAUUGGAGUUGUUGGUGUAGUGGACGGUCAUUAUCAGGUUGUGGAAUAUAGUGAAAUAUCUCCAAGUACAGCGUCUCUACGUGUAAAUCAGUAUGACCAUCAUGAUGAUCUGAACAAUUCGAAAAUAGUCCAUAAUAAUGGAGACUUAUCAUAUACAAAUAACUUAAAUCGUUUAGUCUAUAGUCAUGGUAAUAUUUGUGUACAUUUUACAACAAGAUUAUUUUUGGAAAGUGUUUGUCAAGAUGAUAUACAAAUGAAAAUGAAAUAUCAUCGAGCUCAGAAGAAAGUUAUUCAUAUAGAUAUAGAAACAGGAGAACAAAUAAUACCUCAAAAACCUAAUGCAAUAAAGUUUGAAAAAUUUGUCUUUGAUGUUUUUCCAUUUGCCAAACGGUUUUUCAUUUGGGAGGUUCCAAGAGAUGAGCAAUUUUCUCCAAUCAAAAAUGGACCAGGAGCAAUAAAAGAUUGUCCUAAAACAUCUCGUAAUGAUUUAUUGAAUUAUCAUACACGUUUGGCAAAAAAUGCUGGUGCAAUAAUAAUAGAUGAUCACUCUACAUCGAAUGGAAAUGGAUAUCAGAAUAGUGUAUAUGAAAAAGCCUUGGUUGAAAUUUCACCGUUGAUUACUUAUGAUGGUGAAAAUUUAUCCUGUCUGAAAGACAUUGAAAUUCGUGGUCUUAAUCGAUUGGAAUUGGAUGAAAAAACAGGAAAACCAAUUCUACUUUCCUCUGUAGUAGAUAAUCAUUAG
Molecule: messenger RNA, 891 nt
Organism: Heterobilharzia americana
Lineage: Eukaryota; Metazoa; Platyhelminthes; Trematoda; Strigeidida; Schistosomatidae
Source: the annotation of a GenBank genome assembly